Molecule: messenger RNA, 747 nt
Organism: Arthroderma uncinatum
Lineage: Eukaryota; Fungi; Ascomycota; Eurotiomycetes; Onygenales; Arthrodermataceae
Exons: 2
Coding region: 1-747 (248 amino acids)
Source: RefSeq, a predicted model, not a curated record
AUGGAACCUGACAAGAAACCCGCUGGCCGCACAUCUGGCCGCACAUCUGGCCGCGUAAGGAAACCAACUCUGAGGGCCCAGGAGGCUGAACUCAGCAAAGUCACAAAACCUAAGGCAAAGCCCAAACCCAGGAAGAAGGCCGUCAAAAAGGAGGCCCCAGCACCGAAGGCCCCAAAACCAAAGGGCCCAAAGCCAAAAGAACCAAAGCUGGAAACCUCGAAGCUGGAAGACCCAAAGCUAGAGAGCCCAGAGCCGGUCAACCCCAGAAAGAGGAAGAAAGCUGGUACGCCAGCUGUACCGCUUGCAGUACCAACAAUCCCGGAGAUUGUUGUUACCGACGAGACUGGACGAGUUGUUGCGUUGCCCGCAACACCAGUUCGCCUGAGCGAAGAGGACGAAUUCGCAGUAACCGUGCUUUUAGGGCUGGCGUCGGCAGCAUUGGCACCAGACUUCAAGCCGGAAGUCGAGGUUGAUUUGGGGGACCUCAGUCACCAGUUUUACAGCCAAUUCCCAACCGCAGAGGAAGUAGAGACGAUGGGUCGGCUGGCCGACCUGUCUGAGCUCAGCCAUCCAGAUCUUCCUCGCCCGUACACUGAUAAGGAUGGAUGGGUGCAUACGGGCCGUGUUAAUGAGCACGGAGAGGAGUAUAUCACCAUCCCACCGUCCUUCACCCGGUGGACACCCGCGCCAGCUACUGAGCCCUCACCGACCACCGAGGCCCAAGUCAUGUACCUCAGCCCAGCAUGA